AUGGUAGACAAGAUGGAAGGGGUGGUUGGAAGAAUAGAGGAUCUUGGAAAACAAAAAGAUUUCCUUGGUCUUGAAAAGGUUUCCACUAGUAGCUCAUCAUGGAGGACUCCAUCCACUUCUCUUGUAAGAGGGAAUGUGUAUGGCAGAGAGGAUGACAAGAAGGCCUUAAUCAAGAUGCUAAAUGACAACAGUGAGCAUCACUUGUCUGUGAUUGCCAUUGUUGGCAUAGGUGGAGUUUGUAAAACAACUUUAGCCCAAUGGGUAUACAACAACCAGGAGGAGUUCAUGAAGGGAUUUGAUCUUAAAGCAUGGGUUUGUGUUUCAGAAAAUUUUGAUAUUGUUGAGACUACAAGAGUCAUAAAGGGGAUCCUUGGAGAUACUUGCAGUCUCGAGGAUUUCAAUUCAUUUCAACAUGCUUUGAAAGAAAAAUUGUCGAAUAAGAAGUUCUUUGUUGUUUUGGAUGAUAUUUGGAGUGACGAUGGUGACAGAUGGAGUAAUUUUAUGACUCCUUUUCAAUACGGGAAGAAGGGAAGUGUUGUUCUUCUUACUACUCGUGGGAAUACUGUUGCUUUAGCAGUUCAAAACUGUCGCCCUUAUUUUCUCAAUGGUUUGUCAGAAGACUAUUAUUGGUCAGUAUUUGCAGACAAUGCAUCUUUUCCACAAUCUAAUGGGAAUGCAGCACUUGAAGGAGUUGGUAGAGAGAUUGUCAAGAAGUGUGGUGGCUUGCCAUUAGCUGCAAAAACACUUGGACGCCUGUUACGUACAAAGCAUGAUGUUCAGGAAUGGAACAAGAUAUUAAUGAGUGAUAUUUGGGCAUUUUCUGUGAAGAAUAGUAAGAUUAUCCCUGCAUUAUUGAUAAGCUACUUCCAUCUUUCUCCACACUUAAAACGUUGUUUUGUUUAUUGCUCUUUAUAUCCCAAAGAUUAUCGAUUCAUGAAAGAUGAAUUAAUCUUGUUGUGGAUGGCAGAAGAUUUUUUACCACCACCAAAGAGAGAAGAGACUUUAGAAGAAGUUGGUUGUGAAUGUUUUGAUGAACUAAGUUCCAGAUUAUUUUUCACAAAGAUUCAAGAUGGUGAUGAUUAUUCUGUGAUGCACGAUCUCUUGCAUGACUUAGCAAUAUUUCUUGCUGGAGAUUUCUAUUGCAACUCAGAUAAACUUUGUGAAGAGGAGGAGAUAAGGAUUCAGACUCGACAUUUAUGUGUAAAUUUACGUUCUUGUGGCUCAAAACUUUAUAAUUCUAUUUCUAAAGUAGAAUCUUUGAGGAAAUUAUUGUUUAAAAAAGUCGCCUCUUGCAACUUUAAAACAGCAACACCUGACAUAUUAUCAAAGUGUAAAUACUUGAGAGCUUUAUCCUUUCCCACAUCCCCACCAUUCAAGUUGAUGGCGAACAAAUUUUCUGAAUACAGAUUUCUGACCAGGUAA
Arachis stenosperma is the source of this 1422-nucleotide messenger RNA. RefSeq names its product putative disease resistance protein RGA4. The record is from RefSeq and is a predicted model, not a curated record. Lineage: Eukaryota; Viridiplantae; Streptophyta; Magnoliopsida; Fabales; Fabaceae. The transcript has a single exon. Gene Ontology annotation, biological process: defense response to other organism. The coding region runs from base 1 to 1422 and encodes 473 amino acids. Gene Ontology annotation, molecular function: ADP binding.